Messenger RNA from Anolis sagrei ordinatus, 4011 nucleotides. RefSeq names its product small G protein signaling modulator 2 (gene SGSM2). NCBI's taxonomy places the organism in Eukaryota, Metazoa, Chordata, Lepidosauria, Squamata, Anolidae. Gene Ontology annotation, molecular function: GTPase activator activity. The record is from RefSeq and is a predicted model, not a curated record. Gene Ontology annotation, biological process: activation of GTPase activity.
CAGGGCAUGGCUGCUGCUGCUGCUGCUGAAGGCAGAGCCAGAGGAGAGGCUCCCUUGGCGCAGAGGGCCAGCCAGCCUUGGCCCCUCCUGGCCUCACCAUGAGCGGCUCUGGAGAGGCAGCCAAGGAGAAGCUGCUCUGGAAUGUCAAGAAAGAGGUGAAGCAAAUCAUGGAAGAAGCCGUCACGCGGAAGUUUGUCCACGAAGACAGCAGCCACGUCAUUGCGCUGUGUGGGGUAGUGGAAGCAUGCCUUCUGCACAUGCUCAAGCGCCGGGCGGCCGGCUUCUUGCGGACUGACAAGAUCGCGGCCCUCUUCACCAAGGUUGGCAAGACAUACGAUGUGGCAAACGAGAUCUGCCAGAAGGCGCAGGAGCUGCUGCAGCAGGUAGAAGGCAGCAAGAAGUACCAGCCGGCCGGCCAAGAGUCCCUGAAGAGGCAAAGCUCGGCCACAAGCAAAGCCCCCAGCCUCACCCCGCAAGCCGUCAAGCACAUUUGGGUCCGCACCGCGUUGACAGAGAGGGUCCUCGACAAAAUUGUGCAGUACAUUGUGGACAAUUGCAGCAAAUAUUAUGAGAAAGAAGCUCUCUUGGCAGAUCCGGUCUGUGGGCCCAUCUUGGCAUGCCUCCUGGUUGGACCUUGCGCCCUUGAAUACACAAAGCUCAAAACCGCCGACCACUUCUGGACGGACCCUUCAGCAGAUGAGUUGGUUCAACGGCAUCGAAUCCAUGGCGCUCACGGCCGGCAAGACUCCCCCUCCAAACGUCCAGCGCUGGGAAUCCGGAAACGGCACUCCAGCGGGAGCAUGUCGGAGGACCGCUUUGCCGCUUCGGCCAGGGAUUACGUGGAGUCGCUGCACCAGAACUCAAGGACGCAUUUGCUCUAUGGGAAGAACAAUGUCAUGGUCCAGCCAAAAGACGACAUGGAAGUCAUCCCGGGCUACCUCUCGCUUCACCAGACCGCCGACUCCUUGACACUCAAAUGGACCCCCAACCAGCUCAUGAACGGGACGCUGGGGGCUUCGGAGCUGGAGAAAAGCAUCUACUGGGACUACGCCCUGAUCGUGCCCUUCAGCCAAAUCGUCUGCAUCCACUGCCAUCAACAACCGGAACGUGGGGGCACCUUGGUGCUUGUGAGCCAAGAUGGCAUCCAGAGACCUCCGCUUCAUUUCCCACCUGGAGGGCACCUUCUUGCGUUCCUCUCUUGCCUUGAAAAUGGCCUCUUGCCUCGGGGACAACUGGAACCUCCAUUGUGGUCCCAACAGGGAAAGGGCAAAGUCUUUCCCAAGCUUCGCAAGCGCAACAGCUACAACCGGUCUGUGGACUUGGACGAAAUGCCAGCCAUGGCGGAGAUGGCGGCCGAUUACGUUUUCAGGAUCAUUUACCCCGGCCACAAGCACAGCGACAUAACUAUUAACUACCACCACUUAGCUGCCAGCCGCUCUGCCUCUGUCGACGAUGACGAGGAGGAAGAAGAUAAGCUGCACGCAAUGCUAUCCAUGAUCUGCAAUCGGAACCUCACAGAUCCUAAAAGGAUGAAAGAUCCUGGGGACAAAUCGGAAAUGCAGGGCUUUGGCGCCAGCUUCUUGUCAUGGCAACUGGACCCGUGCAGCCAGGGAUCCUCAUGUCUCUCGUGCUCCACGGGGAGUUCUCCAUACGACCUGCCUGCGUCCUGCAGCUGCAUUCAUGACAGGACCCCUUUGAAAAUGUUGUGCCAAAGUAUGAAGAGACAGAUUGUUUCCAGAGCCUUCUAUGGAUGGCUUGCUUAUUGCCGGCACUUGUCCACAGUCCGGACGCACUUGUCUGCUUUGGUGAAUCACACCAUCAUCCCUCCAGAUAAACCCACAAGUGCUUCCGGGGGGCUGACGAAAGAGGUCUGGAGCAAAUAUCAGAAGGACAAGAAGAAUUAUAAAGAACUGGAGCUGCUGAGACGGGUUUACUAUGGCGGCGUCCAGCACGAAAUCCGGAAGGAAGUUUGGCCGUUCUUGCUGGGACACUACAAGUUUGGCAUGAGCAAGAAGGAGAUGCACAGGGCGGACGAAGAAAUUGCCCUCCGAUACCAGAAGGUGAUGGCGGAGUGGAAGGCCUGCGAGGUGAUCGUGAAGCUCCGGGAGAAGGAGUCCCAGACAGCCACCAAGUUUUCCUCUGGAAGCAGCAUCGAUAGCCACGUCCAGCGGUUGCUCCACCAGGACUCCUCCAUCAGCAAUGAUGUGUUCAUCUCUGUUGACGAACUGGAUACCGUCGAGCGGGACCCAAAGGUGCCGGAGGACCAGUCCAUGGGAGGCCAUGGCACCGAUGCGCCAACGGUCAUUGUGGCUGGCGAACAGCAGCAGUCGGUUGAGUUCGACUCCCCUGAUUCGGGUCUCCCUUCUUCCCGGAAUUACUCGGUCACCUCCGGCAUCCUCUCCAGCAUCGACGACGGGCAGAGCGUCUGCUUUGAGGACGGGACGGAGGAGGACGCCGCUGCCACAGAUCCAAAUGCGCCAAACAAGGAUUUGGAAACCAAGAAGCCGGGCACGGAGGAGCCGCCGUGUCCUCCGAUGGACUGCAAGCCUAUGGCAGAAGAAGGCAUCUCUGUGUGCUGUGCGGCAUAUACGAUAGAAAUGUUGGACACGGUGGCCUUGAACCUGCACAGAAUCGACAAGGACGUCCAGCGGUGCGAUCGGAAUUACUGGUAUUUCACCGCCGAGAACCUGGAGAAACUGAGGAACAUUAUGUGCAGCUACGUUUGGGAACAUUUAGAUGUCGGCUACGUCCAGGGAAUGUGUGACCUUCUGGCUCCGCUCAUGGUGAUCCUUGACCAAGAUGAGUUGGCGUAUAGCUGCUUCACCCACCUAAUGAAAAGAAUGAGCCAAAACUUCCCCAACGGAGGGGCCAUGGACACCCAUUUUGCCAACAUGCGCUCCCUUAUCCAGAUCUUGGAUUCGGAGCUCUUUGAACUCAUGCACCAAAAUGGAGACUACACCCACUUCUACUUCUGUUACCGCUGGUUUCUUCUGGAUUUUAAAAGAGAAUUGUUGUACGAGGAUGUAUUUACAGUGUGGGAAGUUAUUUGGGCAGCAAAGCACAUCUCUUCAGAACAUUUUGUCCUUUUCAUUGCCUUAGCGUUGGUGGAGGCCUACCGAGAGAUUAUCCGCGAUAACAACAUGGACUUUACUGAUAUCAUCAAGUUUUUUAACGAAAUGGCUGAACAUCACGACGCCCAGGAGAUCCUGAGGAUCGCCAGGGAUUUAGUCUGCAAGGUCCAAACGCUGAUCGAGAACAAGUGAGCCCCGGAGACGAGGGGAUGUCGGAGGAGCAGCAUUGGGUGUCGCUGGCGGAGCCUUUUCGGGGACUUUCGGGGGGACGGGAGGCGGGACGAGGACCCUAACCUGCACUGGUCACUUCAACUGAUGUCUGAACCGCAUCUUCAGUGUAACGUAGUGAACGCUUUGCGAUAUUUCUAAGCACAUGUCAGAAGGUCGAAGGGUAUGUGUCUGUAUGGUGUGUGCCCUUGUCACGGAUGGUCUGAAUCCGCCGUGUGUUGCAUUUCCCAGCUGCUUAAGUGCCUCCCGCACUGGGGUUGCUUCUCUUUUCCCAGUUUGCAACCAGUUUCCAGGUCUUUGGAAACAAGUUGCACAGAUUUCUUACUGUGCAUUUCUCACAACGUUUCCUGCAAGCUCUUUUCCUCCAUUUUGGGUGGGAUCCUUUGCUAGCAACCUUCCUCUAAAUGUCCCCAGGCCUCUCGCCAACCUUGUGCCAACUAUCCGUAUGCCUCUCGCCAACCUUGUGCCAACUAUCCCUACGCCUCUCGCCAACCUUCCUCCAACUAUGCCUAGGCUUCUCGCCAACUUUCCUCCAACUAUCCCUAGACCUCUCGCCAACCUUCCUCCAACUAUCCCUACGCCUCUCGCCAACCUUCCUCCAACUAUCUCUACGCCUCUCGCCAACCUUCCUCCAACUAUCCCUACGCCUCUCGCCAACCUUCCUCCAACUAUCCCUACGCCUCUCGCCAACCUUCCAACUAUCCCUAUGCCU